AGUUUAGAAUGUUGGCCCACUCUGUAUUUGAGUUUGACACCCCUGCUUUAAAGUAUUAAGUGAUGUAAUCUUCUCGCAUGCGUGGACAAAUCGUGGUUUCCGAUACUUUAGCGCAUGCGCAGACACAUUGGGCAGCUCAAUAAAUCAUUUUUUUUAAUGCCGCACGGAGGCGCUGUGAGUUAUUGUUGUAUUCAUUCCCGCGAAGAAGAAGCAGAUCCCACAACAAUAACACUGCUAGCAAGAAGAGAAUGUGAGCAAUUUCGCUCUUGAAUCCUACUCAUAAAUCUUCAUUCUAAAACCGAACGACAGCUUCUACUUAUAAGUAACGUCACGGAAAGUAGUUUGCGGCGGCAAGUUUUUCUGGUCGAGCUCCCAUUUAGACUUUUAGCCGCUAGCUUAGCGUGUAGUCAGCGUACUUGUUGUUUGAUGUCAGUGGCGUCACGCUGCGUGUGCAAACAUGGAGAGUUUGUACAAGCGCAAAAUGUUCGCUUCAAUGCGCAAAACCAAGACCGACCUGUCGAAGAAGAGGGAGAUCGGCUUGCCCGCGUCAAUCCUGGACGACAGUGACGAAGGCUCCUUCUCCUCGUCCUCGUCCUCCAGGUCCCAGUCCGACUUCCACAGCUCCCCUGAGGACAGCGACCAGGACGAGUGGAAAAGGACUGACUCCGGGGACACUUCCAGCGACCACAGCCGCUCCGUGACUCGCAAGAAGCGGUCCUUCCUGGGAGGACGGGACAGCUCGUCCUCAUCCUCGUCCUCAUCCUCAUCUUCCAGCACUGGCAAAGAUGAUGAUGAUGAUGAUGAUGGUGGUGAUGGGGGGAAGAAGAAGAAGGAUGAUGCAAGUCAAGUGAAGAAGAUGGGGCCGCCACGGAAGAGGAGUCGGCUCCAGCGACAAGAUGAUUCGGACUCGGACGGCGCGGACGAGAAGCGGAAAAAAGAAGCGACUGAGAAGGCCAAGAGGAGACAAAGACACAACAAGCUGCUGGCGCUGUCCAAGAGGAUGAAGGCCCGGGUUCCGAGUCGCAGGUGGAACCGUGUCAAACAGUCUUGUACUUUCAGGAUGAGGAUUCCAAAGAUGAUGAAGAGGAAUCUGAUGGAGAUAAAGAUGGAGGAAAUGACGGCAAGGCUGAAGCAUCAUGUGCGGAUGCAGGAGAAAAGAAAGAAGAUGAGGACGAAGAUAAAGCAAUCGAGAAGGUGUAAAUCGUGAGCAAUGGAGUAUUUACGUUAAGACACAAGUCUACUGCGAUGACUCAUUAGCAUCAUGAAGGACAAGCUUGCAUACAAGGAAUCAAUAUGAAUUAAUAAUAAUAUGGCAAUGCAGCUGCUUGCGAUGAAAAGUGGAGCUACUAGGUCUACACUUUUUUGUGAUUGGGAAUAAUCCAACUUGUUUUGGGUGAAGAAAUUAAUCCUCCAGGCACUUUUGUUUUUCUUUUGUGUUCAGACUUGGCAGAAGACACCUUGCAGUAUGAGGGAGCGAGUAUGCAAAUGUCAAUGGAUGUACAAUCUAAAAACACAGGAAGCUCCAUUUUAACAGUAGCUCGCAGUGUCAAACACAUGUUGUACAAAUGUGCUUUUUAUUAAUAGAAACACACAAAAUACUGCUUCUUUUCAAGCAGGGGUCUCAAACUCAAUUUACCUGGCACGUCAAGUAUUCACUUCAUAAUCAUAUUUUAACCAAAUUAUGACAGACAUAUUAACUUGUUCAGCAGCUAUUGUGAUCCUUAGCUAUGGAAGGCCUCAAUUCAUUGUAAAUACAAAAUGUAUGCAUUAGAAAACAAAACAAAAGGAAAGUUAUAUUUUGACACUAAUGGGUUAUUCAGAAGAUUUUCAGAGACACAUCAGCUUGCUUAAAGGAACAACUAACUAAAAAACACACUCUGUAGGUCAGGGGCCUUCAACAGGGGUCCGCAGAGAUACUGCAGCGGGUGUCGUGAAAUUUUUUGGUUGAUUGAACAUUUUUUAUACAUUCUUUUAUAUUCCCACUCACAAUUUUACCACAAAUGUAAAUGUCUUUAAUUACAAAAAGACAUUGAUCCAACACAGUGCUGUGUAGUUUAUAAAUGGCAGUGACAUGGCCAUCAUACUCACUGUACCUUGUAAGUUUGAAAUAAAAACAUGAAUGGAUAAUAAUAUUAUUAUAUUCAUACCAGCCGGGCUGCCUACAUCCAUUUGGGGGUCCUUGGCCUGGAAAACAUUGAAGACCCCUGCUUAGGGCAACGACUCACUAUUGGAGAAUGAUAUGUUUAAACCAGUGGUUCUUAACCUGUGUUCGGUCGAACCCUAGGGUUUCGUUGAGUCGGCCUCAGGGGAGGUCAAAACACACCCGACUCAUCGUGUAAAUACAAACUUCUCCCUAUCGGCGUAUUACGGAUACGGCAACAGCUGACUGAUUUGCAGGUGUGUAAUUUGUUGUGAGUUUAUGCACUGUGUUGGUUUUGUUGUUUGAACAAGGUGAUGUUCAUGCACGGUUCAUUUUGUGCACCAGAAAAAAAACAUGGUAACACUUUAGUAUGGGGAACAUAUUCACCAUUACUUAGUUGUUUGUUAACAUGCAAAUUAGUAACAUAUUGGCUCUUAACUAGUCAUUAUUAAGUACUUAUUAAUGCCUUAUUCGGCAUGGCCUUAUUAUAACCAUAACCCUCUAACCCUGGCCCUAACCCUAACCAGAUAACUCUAAAUUAAGUCUUUAUUACUUAGAAUAUGUUCCCCUAGUGUCCAAAUAAUUCUAAAUUAAGUCUUUGUUACUUAGAAUAUGUUCCCCUAGUGUCCAAAUAACUCUAAAUUUAGUCUUUGUUACUUAGAAUAUGUUCCCCUGGUGUACAAAUAACUCUAAAUUAAGUCUUUGUUACUUAGAAUAUGUUCCCCAUACAAUAGUGUUACCAAAAACAUAUAACUUUGUCUUGAAUUCGAAAAAAAAACAUUUUAUUUUUCACUAAGGAAGGGUUCGGUGAAUGCGCAUUUGAAACUGGUGAGGUUCGGUACCUCCAACAAGGUUCAGAACCACUGGUUUAAACUCUAAACAUGUACUUUUUGCAACUAUUUACAUAAAGAUGCCGCAAUGCAUGCUGGGUCAGAAAUGAUGCCAGUGUUCUGACAAAAUGAGCUGCCUGGUCAAAAAAAGCUACCGUUUACUAUUUUCGAUGGAAACAAAAUGUAGGCUACCAUUAUUUGCCUCAUUCUGAACUUCCUUACACUUUAAGUGUCUACAUGCUUACUGGUCAGAAGACACAAUUAAAGGAGACAUAUGUAGGAAUCUGGCCAGAAAUGGUACUGCAAUCAUGGUCAAAAUUCUGUAGUCCCCCCCAAGCCCCUUCCCUGACUGAGGUUGCCAGAUACCCAGCCGAAUCCAGCUCGAUCGACUGGGCUACUCCAAGGAACUUCCAACUUCCACUGCCUCUUACUAGGGGUUGAGGUGCUGGGACCAUAAUAGCUGAAUAGAAAAGUAUUUUGUCAAUAACAAAUCUCUAACCAACACACUUUAAACAGAAAUUAGGCUUUUUUCAAGAAGAAGUACGCCAUGCCUGUGUACAAUAUCACAACAAAUCGCAAUCAUAUGGUUAUUGUCAGUACUAUCAGAAAACAAAGACUCAAACGAACUACAACCCAUCCAUCCAUCCAUCUUCUUCCGCUUAUCCGAGGUCGGGUCGCGGGGGCAGCAGCCUAAGCAGGGAAGCCCAGUCUUCCCUCUCCCCAGCCACUUCGUCCAGCUCCUCCCGGGGGAUCCCGAGGCGUUCCCAGGCCAGCCGGGAGACAUAGUCUUCCCAACGUGUCCUGGGUCUUCCCCGUGGCCUCCUACCGGUCGGACGUGCCCUAAACACCUCCCGAGGGAGGCGAUCGGGUGGCAUCCUGACCAGAUGCCCGAACCACCUCAUCUGGCUCCUCUCGAUGUGGAGGAGCAGCGGCUUUACUUUGAGCUCCCCCCGGAUGACAGAGCUUCUCACCUUAUCUCUAAGGGAGAGGAAACUCAUUUCGGCCGCUUGUACCCGUGAUCUUGUCCUUUCGGUCAUAACCCAAAGCUCAUGACCAUAGGUGAGGAUGGGAACGUAGAUCGACCGGUAAAUUGAGAGCUUUGCCUUCCGGCUCAGCUCCUUCUUCACCACAACGGAUCGAUACAGCGUCCGCAUUACUGAAGACGCCGCACCGAUCCGCCUGUCGAUCUCACGAUCCACUCUUCCCUCACUCGUGAACAACAAACUACAACCAAUGGUGAAAAUAAGUAGAGCAUGCUUAGCAGCCUAAUGUACACCCAAAACUAAAGAGAAGACAUUUUACCAAGGUAUGCCUAUAGGCUACUGUUUCAAACAUUUCAGAUUGCCAUACAACUUGGUACAUGUAGUCCACAAUAUGCAAACACGAAUGAGGAAUUGUUUUAUCAUGUGAUUUGGCUGUCUCCAUACAUUUCACAUUGCCAUGACAGCCGCGCUAAUGUCGGACCCAUUUCCUCAGCGUAUCAGCAUAUUGAGAACGGAAUAGGCACUGACACUACCCAUAUCCAUGUAGGUUUUAUUUGUCGAAAAUAUAUUUUACCCUGUCAGUUCAAUUACACAUCGACAUACAGGCUAAUGGGCCUAUAUGUCGAUGUGUAUGCUCCCAUUGACCGGACUAGCAUGCUAAGCAUUCGUUGCACGAACAUACUAGCUUUGUUAGUCAAGUUCAUAGACUGUAUUGGACAAUAUAGUUUACAUACGAAAUGUUCAUUUCCAUUUAUUACAAACCCCGUUUCCAUAUGAGUUGGGAAAUUGUGUUAGAUGUAAAUAUAAACGGAAUACAAUGAUUUGCAAAUCAUUUUCAACCCAUAUUCAGUUGAAUAUGUUACAAAGACAACAUAUUUGAUGUUCAAACUGAUACACUUUUUUUUUUUUUGCAAAUAAUCUUUAACUUUAGAAUUUGAUGCCAGCAACACGUGACAAAGAAGUUGGGAAAGGUGGCAAUAAAUACUGAUAAAGUUGAGGAAUGCGCAUCAAACACUUAUUUGGAACAUCCCACAGGUGUGCAGGCUAAUUGGGAACAGGUGGGUGCCAUGAUUGGGUAUAAAAACAGCUUCCUAAAAAAUGCUCAGUCUUUUACAAGAAAGGAUGGGGCAAGGUACACCCCUUUGUCCACAACUGCGUGAGCAAAUAGUCAAACAGUUUAAGAACAACGUUUCUCAAAGUGCAAUUGCAAGAAAUUUAAGGAUUUCAACAUCUGCGGUCCAUAAUAUCAUCAAAAAACCAACAUUGAAUGACCGUGACCUUCGAUCCCUCAGACGGCACUGUAUCAAAAACCGACAUCAAUCUCUGAAGGAUAUCACCACAUGGGCUCAGGAACACUUCAGAAAACCACUGUCACUAAAUACAGUUCGUCGCUACAUCUGUAAGUGCAAGUUAAAGCUCUACUAUGCAAAGCGAAAGCCAUUUAUCAACAACAUCCAGAAACGCCGCCAGCUUCUCUGGGCCCGAGAUCAUCUAAGAUGGACUCAUGCAAAGUGGAAAAGUGUUCUGUGGUCUGACGAGUCCACAUUUCAAAUUGUUUUUGGAAAUAUUUGACAUUGUGUCAUCCGGACCAAAGGGGAAGCGAACCAUCCAGACUGUUAUCGAUGCAAAGUUCAAAAGCCAGCAUCUGUGAUGGUAUGGGGGUGCAUUAGUGCCCAAAGCAUGGGUAACUUUCACAUCUGGGAAGGCACCAUUAAUGCUGAAAGGUACAUACAGGUUUUGGAACAACAUAUGCUGCCAUCUAAGCGCCAUAUUUCAGCAAGACAAUGCCAAGCCAUAUUCAGCACGUGUUACAACAGCGGGGCUUCGUAAAAAAAGAGUGCAGGUACUUUCCUGGCCCGCCUGCAGUCCAGACCUGUCUCCCAUCAAAAAUGUGUGGCGCAUUAUGAAGCGUAAACUCCGACAGCAGACACCCCGGACUGUUGAACGACUAAAGCUCUACAUAAAACAAGAAUGGGAAAGAAUUCCACUUUCAAAGCUUCAACAAUUAGUUUCCUCAGCUCCCAAUCGUUUGAGUGUUGUUAAAAGAAAAGGUGAUGUAACACAGUGGUGAACAUGCCCUUUCCCGACUACUUUGGCACGUGUUGCAGCCAUGAAAUUCUAAGUUAGUUAUUAUUUGCAAAAAAAAAAAAAGUUUGAGUUUGAACAUCAAAUAUCUUGUCAUUCAUUGAAUAUGGGUUGAAAAGGCGUUGCAAAUCAUUGUAUUCCGUUUAUAUUUACAUCUAACACAAUUUCCUAACUCAUAUGGAAACGGGGUUUGUACAAGUAAUAAGAAAACAAAAUUGCCUUACUUACCAAUCAAGGAGGAACUUAGCAAGUUUGGCGUCAGAUGAAAAAAUCUUCUCCGCCUUCAAUCGUCUCCAUCUUUCAAACCCAUCCCUGAUACAAAUCCUCGUUUUGUUCCUGGCUUUGUCAUGAAUAAGUUGAGAAUCGUAACGACGCCUUUUAGAUUUACUAAGGUCUGACAUAUUUAGUAACUAUACCUGUGGCAGUAGCUAUACUAAGAUGGCGGUGCGUAACUGGCAACCUGGAUGUGGCACAUUAAUGAACUUUCCAAUUGGUUUAAACGGUGGAGGGAGGGGCAUCGAAAUGAAAACAAUAACACGAUUUCGGGGCUGUAAAUCUAAUUUUGAAAUGAGUAUAUCCCUGCUGAACUACUGUUAUCAGUUAUAGAGGUGUUAGAAAAGAACAUGAUUUAUUAAUGCCUUUUGAUAUAUCAGGGCCAUUUAAUGAUGACUUGACAUUAAAUUCUUACAUAUGUCUCCUUUAAAGAAAUAUAAAUCAAAAUAAUGACUUACUUGUAGGGCGAGUGACACAGUCUACACAAUGUAAGUCUACACAAAGUAGUUAAUUGUGAUUGAUACUUUGCUCGAGGAAAACUUUAGCAUUGAUGCGCUGUUUUAAUGGGUAGCGCAUGUUGACAGAACACUGGCUCCCAGCAUGUUUUGCGGCACUUGUUUUGAGAAAAUUUGCCAAAGUUUGGUGUUAAGAGUUGAUAUAUUUUGUUUGUGGUACUUGCCCUGUGUAUUUGUUGUGUUGCCAUUUUUGUGUUUGGACCGGAAUUUUGUGUUCUGUCUACAAUUUUGUUUUAUUUGCAACUGCCCAGUGUGCGCGGGCUGCAUUUACACUAAAAUAUGAUGUGACGUACAGCAAGGGGCUGUGAGUUUGAGACCUCUGAUGUAAAGUGUUCCUAUCCUACACGUGUACAGUUUCAGACUUAUGUAUAUGUUUCUAAAGUGGUUCCGAUGAUGUGGAAGUGUCAUCUGAUGAGAUUGGUGUGGUUUUAAAACGAUCCCUGCUUUCAUUUUUAUCAAACUUCUAAAUCUAGUGAACGGUCGAGUACGAGAACGUCACGAGAUUUCCACGAAAUGUUUUGAAUUCCUCUCGUCACAACUUUAGGUGACCUUUCAUGUAUGACAACUUUCCCGGUUUCCAGCACUAAUCACUGCUCAGUAGCGUUUUUUUUAUUAUGUUAAUAGGGUGUAAGAAUUGUGCAUCUACAGUGGGUCUGGGUUAGUUUUUGCCUCAUCCCUCACGUAAAGCGUGAGUGAAGAAUGUGUGAAGAAUGCACCACAGACCUGAUCCGGCCUGAUAUGUCCGAAAGAAAAAGAGAUGAUACAGUAUUAUCUGCUCACAGAUGCUCUGAUGCUACCGUGAAUCAACAGGAAUAUGUUUAGUUUUCCGGGGAUGUAAGACCUACCUCACGAUCACUACUUCUCUGUUUGGUGAACACAUUUAGCCAGAUUGUCCAAUAUUUAUCCACUUAUACCAAAUUGUUCUUUACUGUUUGAGGAAGCAUGGCUCUAUGCCAGUGUUUUUCAACCACUGUGCCGCGGCACACGAGUGUACCGUGAGAUAUUGUCUGGUGUGCCGUGGGAGAUUAUGUAAUUUCACCUAAUUGGGUUAAAAAUAUUUUUGCCAAACCAGUAAUUAUAAUCCGCAAAUGUGCCGUUGUUGAGUGUCUGUACUGUCGAGAGAUCGGCAGAUUAACCAUGUAAUACUCUUCCAUAUCAGUAGGUGGCAGCAGGAAGCUAAUUGCUUUGUAGAUGUUGGUUACAUGGUUUGUCGUGAUCACAUUAUGCAGACGACAGCGAUAGGCAGUGUGCAGGUGAAAAGGUAACUAAUGCUUAAACCAAAAAUAAACAAAAGACGAGUGACGCUAAGAAAAGGCAUUGAAGCUUAGAGAUGGCUCUGCAGAAUGAAACUUAAACUGAAAUGGCUGCAAAGUAAACAAAAACAGAAUGCUGGACGACAGCAAAGACUUACAGCGUGUGGAGCAGACGGUGUCCACAAAGUACAUCCAUACAUGACAUGACAAUUGGCGUGCUGUGACAGGUCGUGACUGUACACCUACUUUGAGACAAGAGCUAUAGUGAUGCAUGGUUGGUUAUGGUUUAAAUUCAUAUCCAACAAUUGCGAGAACGACUUUUUAAUGUCAAUAACGGCUGCGGAGUUACAUUUUUUUGUGUUUUAUGCUGGUGGGGUGCCUCCGGAUUUCUUCAAUGAAUAAAAUGUGCUUUGGCUCAGAAAAGGUUGAAAAACACUGUUCUAUGCGGCCCUUAACCAAUCACAACAGAACAGGAAGAACAAGAAUCCAUGAGUUUUGGCCAAGAGAAGAAGGCAGAUUUUUUUUUAGCAACUUAAUGAGUUUUUUUUUUUCACUGUCCUUUUAAAAGCUCCUGAAAUGAAAUUGAUUUGUUCUAAAAGCCUUGUUUUAUGCCAAUGAUGGCCAAAGUUUCUGCAUAAGUUGUUUCCUGCACAUUAUUUUCAUUAUAAAUUCAUAACCCGCAUAUGAAAAUGACUUCAGCACAGCUUCAGACGAUCGACAUCAUCAGCUGAGUUCAGGAACAACGUGAAUUGAGUGAUCAUGCAUUGCUGUCAGUGCUAACAUGAUAUAUUUUAUGUUAUGUUCUACUACCAACACAUUUGUCUGUCUGUUAUCUAGUUAAAAGACAAAAUGUGUAGCCUAUAGUGGGUCAUAUUUUGUUUGCUGUUAUAACAAUUUUUAAUGAAAUGUCUUUCAAAUAUCUUAUUAUUUGACAACACAUUCUUAUGAAUGAACUAAAAGAUUGUAAUUGAUGAGCAUGAAUGAGGCUUUUGAUGGAAUUAUCUUUUUAUGACUUGACUUGAGUGUCAGACACAUCAAUGAGGCCGCUUGUAAAAUACAUGUAAAUGUUUUCCAAAACAACCUUUUUACUAUGUAAGAAGUUAUGUGUGUAAAUGUAACACACCGGUCAUUUGAAAUGUGCUUUUUUUUACCUUCAUGACUGCAUUUCAGUGACGAUGUGCUUACAUAGUAAAAACAAUAAUUUUGUGUAUAUUUGCAGCUCCAUAGAAGAUUGACAUAUUACUCACUGUCAACUGCAGCAGCUUAAAACAAUCAUGUUUGAGGCCUUGAGUGUGUUUUAUUCAACCUGUCAGCAACAAUGUUGUGUGUUUGUUGAAAAGCAGCAAGCUUCAUGAUUAAUAAAGAUUUUGUUUUACCCAAAAAA
This is a messenger RNA of Nerophis lumbriciformis (worm pipefish), 9463 nucleotides long. RefSeq lists its product as uncharacterized. The record is from RefSeq and is a predicted model, not a curated record. NCBI's taxonomy places the organism in Eukaryota, Metazoa, Chordata, Actinopteri, Syngnathiformes, Syngnathidae.